Paramecium sonneborni is the source of this 1380-nucleotide messenger RNA. NCBI's taxonomy places the organism in Eukaryota, Ciliophora, Oligohymenophorea, Peniculida, Parameciidae. The record is from the annotation of a GenBank genome assembly.
AUGUAAAUUUAUGAAGGAAGAUAAGCUUUAGAAUGUAUUUUCAGUACAUUAAUUCCCUUUAAGGACAUUAAUUUUGAAUAACUUACAGAAUCAAGACACUCUGAAGUUGAAAAUUUAAUAUCAGAUUUCUGUUAAUUAGAUACAUUGGAUGAAUUGUUAGCUGAAUAAUUCUAAUAAUCUAUUUUACAAAUUAUCUAGAUCUCAGAUUAUUUAAAAAUAUAUCUUAAAAAUUUAACAAAUUAAUCAUAAAAUUUUGAAAAAAAAGACAAGCAAUCUAUUGUUUUAUCAAAUUUUAUUGAAGAAUAUUCAAUAGGUUCAAUUUAAUAAUAAAUGCAGUAUACUAAUUCGAAAAUUCUUAAUUAAAUGAAAGUUAAAGCUCAAAAAGAAGAAUAGAUUAUUCAUAUAGAUGAUUAGCUAAACCUUAUCCCAUUUUCUUAUUAAUUAAUACACUAGAGGUUAAUUUAAUUAAAUAAAUAUUGUUAAGCAAUAACAAUGAAUAAAGAUUGUUCACAAUUAAUAGUUGGGUGUAACAAUCAAAUUUAAGUUUAUGAAUUUCAAUAAAAUUUUUUAAGUCUAAUUCAAGUUUUAAAUAAUCAUACACAGUAUGUUAAUACUUUAAAUUUCUUUAAGAAUUCUAAUUAAUUCGUAUCAGGAAGUUAAGAUAAUUAUAUAAUAAUUUGGUCUCUGAAUAAAAACAAUAAUUGGGCAUGUUAAUAAAAAUUACAUGGGCAUACACAAGGCAUUAAUAGCUUAGUUUAGAAUAUUAAUGAAGAUAUGAUAAUUUCUGGCAGUAAUGACUGCUCUAUUAAAUUUUGGAAAAAGAAAAAUUCAUGGUUAUGCUAUCAAACAAUUAUUGAACAUAAAAAGAAUGUACUUGGAUUAAGUUUAAAUUAAUCAUAAAAUAAAUUAAUAUCUUGUGGCAGUGAUAAAUUGAUAUUAAUUCUAGAACAGUCUUAAUAAACUUCAAAAUGGGUAGUAAUAUAAAAAAUAACGCUAUAAAUAUAUGGUAGUAGAUUAUGUUUUAUAAAUGAUAAUUUAUUUGUAUUUUAGCCAGAAGGUAUAGAAUAAUUGUAUAUUUAUUAAAUGAAUAAAAAUAAUAAAUAAUAUUCUAAAACUAAAGAAUUUAUUUUGAAUGGAGGCAAAGAUGGUUUUUAUAGUUUUCCUUAAUAAUAUAUUAAGUCUAAAUGUCUUUUGGUUAGUAAGAAUGCCAAUUAUGUGAAUUUGAUUAGGAUUAUUGAAACUGGUGAGUUUAUAACAGAAUAAUCCAUUAAAUUUGGAACUAAUUUUUUAUUUGGUUAUAUGAGCGAUGAUGCUUAGUUUUUAAUAACUUGGGAUCUGGAUUCGUCAUAACUUUAAAUUAGAAAAUAUUUAGAAAAAUGA